Messenger RNA from Mesoplodon densirostris (Blainville's beaked whale), 1568 nucleotides. RefSeq names its product matrix metallopeptidase 1 (gene MMP1). Gene Ontology annotation, molecular function: metalloendopeptidase activity; zinc ion binding. Gene Ontology annotation, biological process: collagen catabolic process; extracellular matrix organization; proteolysis. Lineage: Eukaryota; Metazoa; Chordata; Mammalia; Artiodactyla; Ziphiidae. Bases 51 to 1463 code for a protein of 470 amino acids. The transcript has 10 exons. The record is from RefSeq and is a predicted model, not a curated record. Gene Ontology annotation, cellular component: extracellular matrix.
GGGUGGGAGCCAUCAGUUUCCUUAAGCUGAGAAGGAAGACAGAGGCCAGCAUGCCCAGACUGCCUCUGCUGCUGCUCCUGCUUCUCUGGGGCAUGGGGUCUCACAGCUUCCCAGCAAAGACUUCAGAAACACAAGAGCAAGAUGUGGAGACAGUGCAGAAAUACCUGGAAAACUACUACAACCUGAAGAGUGAUGGGAAGCAAGUUGAAAGACAGAGAAACAGUGACCCAGUAGUUGAAAAACUAAAGCAAAUGCAAAAAUUCUUUGGGCUGAAGGUGACGGGGAAACCAGAUGCUGAAACCCUGAAUGUGAUGAAGCAGCCUAGAUGUGGGGUGCCUGACAGUGUUCAGUUUGUUCUCACUCAAGGGAACCCGCGGUGGGAGGACACACACCUGACCUACAGGAUUGAAAACUACACACCAGAUCUGUCAAGAGCAGAUGUGGACCAUGCCAUUGAGAAAGCCUUUCAACUCUGGAGCAGUGUCUCACCCUUGACCUUCACCAAGGUCUCUGAGGGUCAAGCAAACAUAAUGAUAUCCUUUGUCAGGGGAGAUCAUCGUGACAAUUCUCCCUUUGAUGGACCGGGUGGAAACCUUGCUCAUGCUUUUCAACCAGGCCCACAUAUCGGAGGGGAUGUCCAUUUUGAUGAUGAUGAAAGUUGGACCAACAAUUUCAGAGAUUAUAAUUUGUAUCGUGUGGCAGCUCAUGAAUUGGGUCAUUCCCUUGGACUUUCUCAUUCUACUGACAUUGGGGCUUUGAUGUACCCCAACUACAUCUUCAGUGGUGAUGUUCAGCUAUCUCAGGAUGAUAUCAGUGGGAUCCAGGCCAUCUAUGGACCUUCCCAAAAUCCCACUCAGCCAAUUGGCUCGCAAACCCCACAAGUGUGUGAUAGUAAGCUAACUUUUGAUGCUAUAACUACAAUGCGGGGAGAAGUGAUGUUCUUGAAAGACAGGUUUUACAUGCGCACAAAUCCCUUCUACCCGGAAGCUGAGCUCAAUUUCAUUUCUGUUUUCUGGCCCCAUCUGCCAAAUGGACUUCAGGCUGCUUAUGAGGUUGCCGAUAGAGAUGAAGUUCGGUUUUUCAAAGGUGAUAAGUACUGGGCUGUCAAGGGGCAAGAUAUGUUAUACGGAUACCCCAAGUACAUCUACAGAUCAUUUGGUUUCCCUAGGACUGUGAAGAACAUCGACGCUGCUGUUUCUGAGGAAGAUACUGGGAAAACAUACUUCUUUGUUGCAAACAAGUGCUGGAGGUAUGAUGAAUAUAAACAAUCCAUGGAUGCAGGUUAUCCCAAAAUGAUAGAAGAAGAUUUUCCUGGAAUUGGCAACAAAGUUGAUGCUGUUUUCCAGAAAGACAGAUUUUUCUAUUUCUUCCAUGGAACAAGGCAAUACAAAUUUGAUACCAAAACUAAGAGAAUUUUGACUCUCCAAAAAGCUAAUAGCUGGUUCAACUGCAGAAAAAAUUGACCAGCUGUUAAAAGGUUAAACAGAAAAAUAUAUUUCAUGAGUUCAAGGAAGCUGUUUUCCUGAAGAGACAUAUAUUUAAAUAAAAUACAGAGUUGUGAAGUAUAA